GGGCGUGGUCACUGGCGGAGUUCCAAGUCCGGGCAGAGGAGGGGUCGGCGGCCACGGGCGGGCACGUUUCGACGGGGCGUUGCUGCUGUUCCCCGUGCGGCAUGAAGGGGACGGCCGUGACCGUGUUCGAGAUUUUGAGAUUUUUAAUAAUUCACUGGAAGUGUGACAUAGAAGUAUCAAAGGGAGUACUGCUAGAAGGGCAGCUAGUGAUUUCCAUAGAAGGAUUAAAUUCCAAGCACCAGGCGAAUGCUCUUCAUUGCGUAACAACUAUUGCUUCUGCAGGAAGCCUUUUUGGUGGCACGGUCCUCAAGAAAUUCCUAAAAGAAAUACAGUCCAUACUGCCUGGAAUCUCUGCAAAGCUGACUUGGACUUCAGAGGAAAGCAGCUAUUCUCAGGACAUGACAGGAGUAACACCCUUCCAGAUGAUUUUUGAGGUGGAUGAAAAGCCCAGAACUUUGAUGACAGAUUGUCUGGUUAUAAAGCAUAUUUUACGUAAAAUCAUCAUGGUGCACCCUAAGAUCAGAUUUAAUUUCACUGUAAAGGUAAAUGGAAUCCUCUCCACAGAGUUCUUUGGGGUAGAGAAUGAACCCACUUUGAACCUUUGGAAUGGAAUUGCUCUUGUGGUAGACUCUCAGCAUUAUGCGAGUAGACCAAAAUUUGAUACAAUUGAAUCAUACUGCAGCAGAAUUCACCCUGUGCUAGGACAUCCAGUAAUGCUUUUCAUCCCUGAUGACGUGGCUGGCAUGGACUUGUUGGGAGAACUGAUACUGACUCCAGCAGUUGCAUUGUGCCCCGGCCCAAAGGUUUUUUCCAAUCAGCUUAACAGCAUUUCUUCAGUUUCCAUAUUUCUAUAUGGACCUUUGGGUCUGCCUCUGAUAUUGUCAACUUGGGAGCAGCCAAUGACUACUUUCUUCAAAGAUACCUCUUCUUUAAUUGACUGGAAAAAAUACCAUUUGUGUAUGGUACCCAAUUUGGAUCUCAAUUUGGAUAGAGAUUUGUUGCUUCCAGAUGUGAGUUAUCAGGUGGAAUCCAGAGAGGGGGAUCAAUCUCAGAAUAUGGACCUUCAAGGACAAACUCUGCUGCUUUUUCUCUUUGUGGAUUUCCACAGUGCAUUUCCAGUUCAGCAAAUGGAAAUCUGGGGAGUCUAUGCUUUGCUCACAACUCAUCUCAAUGCCAUCCUUGUGGAGAGCCACAGUGUAGUUCAAGAUUCUAUCCAGUUUAUUGUGGACCAGGUCUUGGAGCAACAUCACCAGGCUGCCAAGGCUCAGCAGAAACUACAGGCCUCACACUCAGUGGCUGUGAACUCCAUCAUGAGUAUUCUGACUGGAAGCACUAGGAGCAGCUUCCGAAAGAUGUGUCUCCAGACCCUUCAAGCAGGUGACACCCAAGAGUUUGGGACCAAACUGCACAAACUAUUUUGUGAGAUCACUCAGCACCAAUUUCUUCACCACUGCUCAUGUGAGGUGAAGCAGCAGCUAAUCCUAGAGAAAAAGGACUCAGCUCAGAGCACUGAGGACACACCUGAUAACAGCAGCCUGGAGCUCCUAACAGAUACCAGCGGGCAAGCAGAAAACAAGAGGCUCAAGAGGGGCAGCCCCAGCGUGGAGGAUAUGCGAACUCUGUACUCUGCCAGGGCCCCAAGCCUGUCAGAGGCUGCCCUAGGCGGCAGGGCCCCCACCGCGGCCCCCCUCACUCCUAGCGGAAGGGAGGCCUGUGAGACUCACAGCAGGGCCCUGGCACCGGGCAGGGCGAGCCUUGGGAACCGCCUGGAGGACGCGCUGUGGCUGCAGGAGGUCUCCAACCUGUCAGAAUGGCUGAGUCCCAGCCCUGGGCCUUGAGCCCGGUUUCCCUCUGCGAGUGUCCGCUGGCCGGGCGCAGCCGCUGUCCGUGGUUUAAUAAAACUGCGCCGCGCUUAUACCGUC
Messenger RNA from Sapajus apella (tufted capuchin), 1922 nucleotides. RefSeq names its product chromosome unknown C11orf80 homolog (gene TOP6BL). The record is from RefSeq and is a predicted model, not a curated record. Gene Ontology annotation, biological process: meiotic DNA double-strand break formation; reciprocal meiotic recombination. Bases 102 to 1838 code for a protein of 578 amino acids. Lineage: Eukaryota; Metazoa; Chordata; Mammalia; Primates; Cebidae. The transcript is spliced from 16 exons.